Molecule: messenger RNA, 2221 nt
Organism: Beta vulgaris subsp. vulgaris (sugar beet)
Lineage: Eukaryota; Viridiplantae; Streptophyta; Magnoliopsida; Caryophyllales; Amaranthaceae
Exons: 3
Coding region: 484-2028 (514 amino acids)
Source: RefSeq, a predicted model, not a curated record
GAAAGAAAAAUGUGGAGGUGUGGAGCCCAUGAAGACGAAGGAACGACAAUCUCCAUUGAAACUCAGGAGUAAAAAACAACUCCUCACCUGUGCACUAUCAUCUCAUACAUUGAUACAUGAUACAUCGAAUAUAAGCUUCAUCUUUCACCAUUUUUCUCUCUCUAUCUCAUUUGUCCACGUUUUUCUAAGGUCACUUACACUACUUCUGUCUCCAAUUCCAAUCUCUUUUUUUCUCAUCAAAGCUUUUAAUAUCACAUCAAUUCAUCAACUCUUCUCUUCACUUCACUCUCUUUUUGUCUGAUUUCAUUGCAGCAUUUCUCAAUUGUUUCUUCAUAAGCAUACUGCAAGUUUUGCACUGCUGCAGCUGAGUUAGGCCUUUCAAGUCUAACCCUUCUCGCUUCACUGUCCUCAAUCUGUCCUCAGUUAGUCUCGCCACCGCUCACAGGACGUUUUCUAUAGCACCUGAUCGUCUGGGAUAUCACAAUGUACAAACGAUCCCCUAGUACAAACUAUAGAUCCAAAGGAAUUAAAGUAAAACACAUUCUGCAAAUCUGUGUCUUGUUGGCUGUUUGCUUAUGGUUAAUUUACCAAGUUAAGCAUUCUCAUGAGAAAAGGAGGCAAUUUGAGGCAAAGGAUGAAAAGGUUGUGGGAAAGAUCCUAAGUGAUGGUGAAAUUCAACGCUUGGGAAGAAAAGAUCUUCCUAGAAUCUCAGAGUCAGCUAAAGAUGGUGAAAAGCAUGAAGAAGAUGAGGAAGAAAAAGAAGGUGACGAGGAAGAAAAUAAACAUGAAGAAGAUGAAUCAGAAAGAGAGGAUGUCCAAGUUGUUGAGAAAGAAGAUGAAAGAGGAGGUGGAGACGAUGAGAUAGAUGAACCAGAAAAGGUUGAAAUUGAAUCUGAACAUGAAGAGGAAGGAGAAGAUGAAGACAAAGAGAGGGAAGAUAAGGAGGGUGUCACUGAAGAAAGACAUAUAGAAAAUGAAGAUUCUGAAGAUGUUCAUGAAGAAGGGCAUCCUGAAGAUGAAGAGAAUGAGGAUGCUGGAAAGGACAGUCAUACUAGACAUGACGAAAAUGAUGAUGUAGAUAAUGAAAACCGUAUUGAACAAGAGGUCAUAUUAGAUGAUAAAGAUCAUGUUGGGUCCAGAACCAAUACUCGUCAGGCCCAAGAAGAGCUUUAUAGGGCAGAUGAUGCUUCCAGUGAAGUUGCUCAAAAUGUCCAAUCUAUUAUUCAGGAAACAGAGAAUGUCACUGCGGAUCAUGGAAAUGGAAUGUGGGGAAAGGUCAACUUUGGACAGGAGAAUGAAACCAAAACCUCUGGUAAUGCUGAUGAGUUGAUCAAACCCGAGGUACAACCAAGAGAAGAUGUUGACAGAGCAACUUCUAAUAUCAUAAUUAGUGAACAAAAGCAAAAGGAGGUCAACUUGACAAAGCCUGAUGAGAACUCACUUCAGAACUCAGAAUUGCCUGAAAUCACUACUGAUUCAACUGUUGGUGGAGAACAUUCUGCUACUUUGUCUUCUAAUGAAACACAAGCAGCACUUGCUUCCACCAAUUUUCCCCAAAAUGGCACAGUUGAAGUGUUUGGUGAUAAAGAACCAAACUUGCCUGGCAAUGUAUUGGAACACACUGUUAAGCUUGAACUAGCUACAAAUGACAAGAACCAACAGGAAGCUACAGAAAAUGGCAAUAAAGGGAAUAAUGUAAAUACCAAUGCUGGAGAGUCCUUAACUUCCCACGAUCCAUCAUUAGCUUCAUCUCAUGAUACAAAUGAUCGUGAUGCCAUAGAAGCUGCAAAAGAUAUUUUGGUAGGCAAAGAGAGCCAGGGUGAGAAACAGGAAAACAGUGAAUCUGGCUUAGAUAAAAGUUCGGAGGCUCACUCUUCUGAGGGUACAGAUGAAAUUCAGCAUGACCCAAUCGAUGCUUCUGAUACUACUACCCUUAUACAGGAGGAGAGAGAAUCUAGGAAAGAUUUGGGCAUGCUGCCUGAAAUCAGAAAUGAGAUUCAGAACAAUGAAGAUGCUGCGACUGAAUGAAUGUUCAGAUAAGUUUGCGAGUAAUCUUUUCCAGCUCCCAUUAAAAAUCUGUAAGUUUAGGUUAGUAUUAUCUUUUCUCCCCUCCAUUAAAAUGUUAGGUUGUGGUACUGGUUGUAUUAAGUAUUGUUUGAUCAUGUAGAAACAAUGGUCUCAACUUUGCAGUAAAUGUAGGUAAGUUUGAAAUAUUGUUCAA